Molecule: messenger RNA, 294 nt
Organism: Macroventuria anomochaeta
Lineage: Eukaryota; Fungi; Ascomycota; Dothideomycetes; Pleosporales; Didymellaceae
Exons: 1
Source: RefSeq, a predicted model, not a curated record
AUGAGCUCAUUUGGGGCGCAGAUUUCAGCAAAUCGCAUUGCAGGGGCUGAACUUUCAGUCUGCCAGAGGGAUAGUAUUAUUUCCAAACAUGAAGCAGGCGCUUCAAGCCAAGAGUUGGCAGCAGAGUUCAGGUGUUCCAAGCGUACAAUCAACAGGACCAUCAAGCGAUUUCAGUCCACAGGAUCAAAUCAGUCCCGACCAAGACCUGGCCAGCCACCUAAGCUAUCCUGUCGAGAAAAGCGCUAUCUUUUUUGCUUGGCUAGACAGCAGCCUAAAAUUGAAUACAGGCAGAUG